Messenger RNA from Arachis duranensis, 1191 nucleotides. RefSeq lists its product as uncharacterized. Bases 1 to 1191 code for a protein of 396 amino acids. Lineage: Eukaryota; Viridiplantae; Streptophyta; Magnoliopsida; Fabales; Fabaceae. The record is from RefSeq and is a predicted model, not a curated record. The transcript is spliced from 4 exons.
AUGAUUGAUGAAUUAAUAAAGAACAAUAAUGAUGAUGAUGAAGGAAUUGAUGGUAUCUUAUCACCAACCAAUGACAUACCCAGUUCUGUACCAUUGGCAGUGUUCUCCUUUGAAGACCUAUUAAAUCCAAAUGAAGAAACAAUUUCUUGUUCUUCUUCUAAGACAAAGGUUUCAGGGAAAGAUUUUGAAGAAGUUGAUGAACAUGAGUUUGGACAGGCAUUGAGGAGCACCACUACUACUAAUGAUGAACAACACAAGAACAAAUCAAAAGACAAAGCUAUAAUGACUGAUGAUUCAUUAACUCAAGUUGCGGCUUCAUCAAUGGAUGUUCCCUCUAUUAAUAUUGCACCUUCCCCUAUGAUGAUGAGUGUGGGAUCAAGUAGUAGAAUGGGUGUACCUAACCCUGUUCUUAACUCUGCAAUUUCUUCAUCAUCAAAUCCUGCUCAUCAUGUUCUCGAAUCCUCUGCAGUGCAAGCAGAAGUGCAUGAUACAAGUGGUGGUAUGUUGAUUCCAGGAAUAGAAGCUAUGUUUGGGAUUAACAAGAAUCACAGUUUUACUGAACCAUUAGUGAAUACUCAUCAUCACAAUCAAUAUCUCUCAUCAUCAUCAUCAUCACCAUAUUAUUCCUUGUUUCCUAAUUCCUCAUCACUUGGGAGUAUUAGAACUAUGCAUCAACUUGAACAAUAUCCAUCAUCUUCUUCAGCAAUAGCACCACCAAUAACUCAUAUGGGACACACCUCGCUCCUUCAAUUUCAAGACCCAUAUCCAUCUUCAUCAUCAGCAGCAGCACUAAACCCAGACUACUACUUUCUUGGUGCUGCUAGUAAUAAUAAUAAUGCAAGAAUAAUGGGAGGAAAUUACUCAUCACCAUCAAUGCUGUUUCCAUUUGAACCAUCCCCAUCAUUAGCAUCAGAAAAUGGAGGAGAAGGACCACAUAGCAUUGGAUACUUCACACAAUUGUUGCGAAAACAGCAACAACAAGCUACACAAGCUUACUAUAAUAAUCAGCAUCGCCGCCAUAUGCAUGCAGGGCCAACCACAUACCAUUUGCCUUACUCUUCUUCAAAGGAUUUCAAUCAGUAUGUUAUCUUUACAUGGGAGGGAUCUUUAAUUGCAAGUACUUACCCUUCUGGUGGAGUGUCCUCCUAUAAAGCAAAGGCCUACAGAAAAAAAUCGACACCAUUUGAGUAA